This is a messenger RNA of Prinia subflava (tawny-flanked prinia), 2809 nucleotides long. RefSeq names its product lipase maturation factor 2 (gene LMF2). The transcript is spliced from 14 exons. The record is from RefSeq and is a predicted model, not a curated record. Gene Ontology annotation, cellular component: endoplasmic reticulum membrane. The coding region runs from base 46 to 2208 and encodes 720 amino acids. NCBI's taxonomy places the organism in Eukaryota, Metazoa, Chordata, Aves, Passeriformes, Cisticolidae. Gene Ontology annotation, biological process: protein maturation.
GCGUCACGGCGCUGUGACGUCAGCGCCGCGCGCGGCGGGGCCGCCAUGGCCGCCAUGGGGGAGGCGGCGCGGCCGCGGGCGCUGUUCCUGGCCGGGCUGGCCGCGGUCUACAUCGCCGCCUUCGGCUCCCUCUACGUGCAGAUCCCCGGGCUGUACGGGCGGGAGGGGAUCCUGCCGGCGCGCCGGGUGCUGCGGCUCGGCGGGAAGGGGCUGUGGGAGCAGCUGCGGGACUCGCCCACGCUGCUGUGGCUGAGCCCGCGCCUGGGGCUGGACACGGAGCAGGGCAUGGAGCUGCUGUGCCUGCUGGGCAUCGUGGCCGCCCUGGGAGCGCUGCUCUGCGACGCCCUGAGGGACUGCCUGGUGUUUGCCCUGCUCAGGGUCCUCUACCUGUCGCUGUACCAGGUGGGGCAGGUGUUCCUGUACUUCCAGUGGGACAGCCUGCUGCUGGAGGCGGGGUUCCUGGCCGUGCUGGUGGCCCCGCUGCGCCUGCUGCGCCGGGGGUCCCCGGGCUGGCGGCCCCACGACGCCGUCACCUUCUGGGCCGUGCGCUGGCUCCUCUUCCGCCUCAUGUUCGCCUCGGGCGUGGUGAAGCUCACCAGCCGCUGCCCCACCUGGUGGGGGCUCACAGCGCUGACGUACCACUACGAGAGCCAGUGCAUCCCCACGCCGGGCGCGUGGCUGGCGCACCAGCUGCCCGUGUGGCUGCACAAGCUCAGCGUGGUGGCCACCUACGUCAUCGAGGUGGCCGUGCCCGUGCUCUUCUUCGCGCCCCUGCGCCGCCUGCGCCUCUUCGCCUUCUACUGCCAGGUCCUGCUGCAGGUCCUCAUCAUCCUCACGGGCAACUACAACUUCUUCAACGCGCUGACCAUCGUGCUGGCCUUCUCCCUGCUGGACCAGGAGCACGUGGGGCGCUGGCUGGGCCGGCCCCGCAGGCGCCACGGCCCCGCGUGGCCCCCCAGCCUGGGCUCGGUGCUGGCCUGGCUGCUGGAGCUCAGCACCUACGGCCUGCUGCUCUACGGGACCGCGCGCUGCUUCGGCCUGCGCCUGGACUGGGACAGGAGGCUGCUGGACUCCCGAGUGGCCUUCACCUACCACGAGUUCACCACGUGGCUGCGCACGGUGACACUGCCGCUGGUGGGGGUGGCCUUCCUGUCCCUCAGCUGGGAGAUCCUCGUGGCCAUGUACCGCUGCGCCUGCGUCCGGGGAUGCUUCUGGAAGCUCUGGGCCACCCUGCAGUGGGCCAUCAUGGCCACGGCCACCGUGAGCCUGUUUGCUGUCAGCCUGGUGCCCUUCACGCACAUCGAGCACGAGUCCCAUGCCAAGCUGUGGCCGGGCAUCCAGCGCAUGUUCGGGGCCGUGGAGCGCUACCAGGUGGUGAACUCGUACGGGCUCUUCCGCAGGAUGACCGGCGUGGGCGGCCGGCCAGAGGUCAUCCUGGAGGGCAGCUACGACGGGCACCGCUGGACGGAGAUCGAGUUCAUGUACAAGCCCGGGAACGUGAGCGCGGCGCCGGCCGUGGUGGCCCCGCACCAGCCCCGCCUGGACUGGCAGCUGUGGUUCGCCGCGCUGGGGCCGCACCAGGGCAGCCCCUGGUUCAGCGCCCUGGUGCUGCGCCUGCUGCAGGGACAGCCCGACGUGAUCCGCCUGGUGCAGACCGAUGAGUCCCGGUACCCGUUCCACGGCCGCCCGCCCACCUUCCUGCGGGCCCAGCUCUACAAGUACUGGUUCACGGCCCCCAAUGAGGCCCCCAGCGAGGGCAGCCCGGGCCCGGCGCCGUGGUGGCGGCGGCAGCACGUGCAGGAGUUCUUCCCCGCCGUGUCCCUGGGAGACCCCAGGCUGGAGACCCUGCUCAGCCAGCACGGCCUCAAGGACCCUCCCGCGCCGCGGGCCCGCCCUGCCGCUGCCCUGCCGCGCCUGCUGUCGUGGCUGCGCCGCCUGUGCCGGCCCUUCCCGGGCCCCGCCGUGCUCUGGGCGCUCUACCUGGGGGCCGCCACCGCGGCGCUGCUGCCGGCGCUGGCACGGAGGGCGCGGGGGGCACCGGCACCGGGCCCCGGCCGGCACAAAGCGCCGCGGGAGCGGGGAGAGCGCAACGGCACCCGGGGCACCGAGGGGACGCGGGGCGCCGAGGGGACACGGGGCACCGAGGGCACACGGGGCACAGACGGGGCGCGGCCCGAGGGCCGGCACGCCAACAAGAGGAAGAAGUAGCCCCCGCAGCCCCCACCCCAAAACGGGGGGCAGUGAGGGAGCCCCCGGGUGGGGGGCAGCGCUUGUGGGACCCCAGCCCGGGGGGGCCCCGUGUGCCAGUGCCUUCAGCACGGGGGGUGGGGACACUACACGGGCCUUGGGGACACUGCCCACUGCCCGGGGAGCCCUUGGGGACCCCUCCCCAGUGUCCAGGGACUGCUGGGGACCCCUCUCUGCUACCUGGGGACCCCUCCCCAGGGUUCGGGGGCUGCCUGGGGAUGUGUCCCAGUGUCUGGGGACCCCUUCCUGGUGUCUGGGGACCCUUUGGGGACCCUGCCCCACUGCCCAGGAACCCCUUGGGGCCCUGGCCCCGCUGCCAGGGGACUGUGCCCCAAUGCCCAGGGACCCCCGGACCCCCCUCCCGGCCCCACACGGGGGGCUCAGCACAGGUCAGGGGCUCAGAGCGGGUGGGGGCUCUGUGCCCACGGGCUGGAGCAGUUUGGGCAGUGCCAGCCCUGCGGUUACCCUGCCCAGCCCUCAGGUCACUUUGGGGUCCCAUCCCACGGUUCUCCCGAGCCCAGAGGUUUCCUAUAAUUUUCUAAUUAAAGCCUUUGACAUUCCA